GUUGAAGUUGUCACACCCAUAAACUCUGCAGACUGCCAUAUAAAGAGGAAACAGAGAUCCGCUACCAAAAGAGAGCACACACUCUGAACAGGUUUCUUUUACCAAAGGAAGACAACAAGCAGAAUGCCUAACUGGGGUGGAGGAAAAAAAUGUACAGUGUGCCAGAAGUCUGUUUACUUUGCAGAAGAGGUGCAAUGCGAGGGAGGAAGCUUCCAUAAGUCCUGUUUCUUGUGCAUGGUAUGUAAGAAGAAUUUAGAUAGCACUACAGUAGCAAUUCAUGGAGAAGAGAUAUACUGCAAAUCCUGUUAUGGGAAGAAGUAUGGGCCCAAAGGCUAUGGGUUCGGCCAGGGAGCAGGUACUCUAAGCAUGGAUCGUGGAGAGCACUUGGGCAUCCAAACUGAUGACCCCUCAAGAUCCCAACCAACGAAUAACCCCAAUGCCUCCAAGUUUGCGCAGAAAGUGGGAGGUACAGACAUUUGCCCUCGCUGUUCAAAAUCUGUGUAUGCUGCUGAAAAAGUAAUUGGUGCAGGCAAUUCUUGGCACAGGACCUGCUUUCGCUGUUCUAAAUGUGGAAAAGGAUUGGAAUCCACAACAGUGGCUGAUAGAGAUGGAGACAUAUUUUGCAAAGCGUGCUAUGCAAAGAAUUUUGGGCCUAAAGGUUUCGGGUUUGGUCAGGGUGCUGGAGCGUUGGCCCACACAAAGUGAUGACGCUGGAAUUCUAAAAAGAUGAUUCUCUUUUCUGGCUUUUAUCAUUUUACUAACAAAGUUUGAUAUUUACAGCUGCUUUCUUACUAUAUCACAGUAAAUAUCUACUGCAGUUUUAAAAUAUAAGCACAUGUAUUGACUUUUGGUAGCCUGUGGCCUGCUGGUAUUAAAGUAUAUAAAGAAGCUACUUCAAUCUCUAAGAAGGGAUUCUUGCUUUUCGCCACACAAAUUCACAUUUAGGCAAACUGUUUUCCAAAGCAAAACAGUGCACAAUCACACUGAAACUACUGUGGAUGUAAGAAUAUGAAGGACAGAUUUUAUAACGCAAUUGACUAACCAAAAAUAAAAAGUGAUGGGACAAUGUUUUCACUA
Messenger RNA from Xenopus tropicalis (tropical clawed frog), 1077 nucleotides. It is a transcript of the gene csrp1, whose product is annotated as cysteine and glycine rich protein 1. The transcript is spliced from 6 exons. The record is from RefSeq and is a predicted model, not a curated record. The coding region runs from base 124 to 705 and encodes 193 amino acids. Gene Ontology annotation, cellular component: nucleus. Lineage: Eukaryota; Metazoa; Chordata; Amphibia; Anura; Pipidae.